Phascolarctos cinereus (koala) is the source of this 3522-nucleotide messenger RNA. RefSeq names its product clathrin interactor 1 (gene CLINT1). Gene Ontology annotation, biological process: endocytosis. NCBI's taxonomy places the organism in Eukaryota, Metazoa, Chordata, Mammalia, Diprotodontia, Phascolarctidae. Gene Ontology annotation, cellular component: plasma membrane; endosome; clathrin vesicle coat. The record is from RefSeq and is a predicted model, not a curated record. Gene Ontology annotation, molecular function: phospholipid binding; clathrin binding.
CCCGACGUGUCACCGGCGGCGCCGCUGCUGUGGUGGAGGAAGGAGUGAAGGGGCCAGUUCGAGGUAGCGGCGGCGGGUGGCGGCGGCGCCGGCGAUAUCAGCCCGGCCGCGACCUGCCCCUGCUCCCGCACGGAAGUGCCCCUGGGUCUGUGGGGAGCAGGAGGAGGAGGAAGCGGCGGAGGCCCAGCUCCCGCGGGGCAAGAUGCUGAACAUGUGGAAGGUCCGGGAGCUGGUGGACAAAGCCACCAAUGUGGUUAUGAAUUAUUCAGAGAUUGAGUCUAAGGUUCGAGAGGCAACCAACGAUGAUCCUUGGGGACCUUCUGGGCAACUCAUGGGAGAGAUUGCCAGGGCCACAUUUAUGUAUGAACAGUUUUCUGAACUUAUGAACAUGCUUUGGACACGAAUGUUGAAAGACAACAAAAAGAACUGGAGAAGAGUCUAUAAGUCGUUGCUGCUCCUAGCUUACCUCAUAAGGAACGGAUCAGAGCGUGUUGUUACAAGUGCCAGAGAACACAUUUAUGAUUUGCGAUCCCUGGAAAAUUACCACUUUGUAGAUGAAAAUGGCAAGGACCAAGGUAUAAAUAUACGCCAAAAGGUGAAAGAAAUGGUAGAAUUUGCCCAAGAUGAUGAUAGACUUCGAGAAGAGAGAAAGAAGGCAAAGAAGAACAAAGACAAAUAUGUUGGGGUUUCUUCAGAUAGUGUCGGAGGGUUCAGAUAUGGUGAAAGGUACGAUCCUGAACCAAAGUCAAAAUGGGAUGAGGAAUGGGAUAAAAACAAGAGUGCUUUUCCGUUCAGUGAUAAAUUAGGUGAACUGAGUGAUAAAAUUGGAAGCACAAUUGAUGACACCAUCAGCAAGUUCCGCAGGAAAGAUAGAGAAGACUCCCCAGAAAGAUGCAGUGAUAGUGAUGAAGAAAAGAAAACGAGAAGAGGUAAAUCUCCCAAAAGUGAGUUCAAAGAUGAAGAGGAAACUGUGACGACGAAACACAUUCACAUUACACAGGCCACAGAGACGACCACCACUAGACACAAACGCACAGCAAAUCCUUCCAAAACCAUCGAUCUUGGAGCCGCAGCCCAUUACACAGGGGAUAAAGCAAGUCCAGAUCAGAAUGCUACAACUCAUCCACCUCAGUCUUCAAUAAAGACUUCAGUGCCUAGCAGCAAAUCAUCUGGUGACCUUGUUGAUCUACUGUUUGAUGGCACUAGCCAACCAACAGGCGGAUCAGCUGAUCUGUUUGGAGGGUUUGCUGACUUUGGAUCAGCUGCUGCAUCAGGAAACUUCCCUUCACAAGGUUCAGCAACAAGUGGGAAUGGAGACUUUGGUGACUGGAGUGCCUUCAACCAAGCUUCUUCUGGUCCCAUGGCUUCUAGUGGAGAGCUUUUCAGUAGCCCCUCCCAGCCAACUGUGGAACUCUUCAGUAGCUCACAACCAGCUCUGAGUCAGCCUCCAGCAGCCUCAAAUACUUCAGAUCUGUUUGAUUUAAUGGGCUCCUCCCAAGGAACCAUGACAUCUUCCCAAAGUAUGAAUUUCUCUAUGAUGAGCACUAAUACAGUGGGCCUUGGUUUACCCAUGUCACGAUCACAGCCUUUACAAAAUGUUAGCACAGUGCUGCAGAAGCCUAAUCCUCUCUAUAAUCAGAAUACAGAUAUGGUCCAGAAAUCAGUCAGCAAAACCCUGCCAUCUACGUGGUCGGACCCCAGUGUCAACAUUAGCCUGGACAACCUACUACCUGGUCUGCAGCCUUCCAAACCCCAGCAGCCGUCUCUGAACACAAUGAUCCAGCAACAGAAUAUGCAACAGCCUAUGAAUGUGAUGACCCAAAGCUUUGGAGCUGUGAACCUAAGCUCACCACCGAAUAUGAUCCCUGUCCGGCCUCAGACCAAUACAUUGAUGGGAGGACCCAUGCCUGUGGGCAUGCCUAGUGUGAUGACUGGCACAAUGGGCAUUGCCUCUCUUGGAAAUGCUCCUAUGAUGAACCAGGGAAUGAUGGGAAUGAAUGUGAACAUGGGAAUGCCAACUGCGGGGCUGGGAUUGACAGGCACAAUGGGCAUGGGAGUGCCCAGUCUGGCCAUGGCUUCUGGAACUGUACAACCCAAGCAAGAUGCCUUUGCAAAUUUUGCCAACUUUAGCAAAUAAGAGUCUAUAAAGAACCAGAUUGAAUGAAGGAUUUUUAGCUGCAGAGAGGUGAUGUUGGGGUGGAAAAUGCUGAUCAGUACCCUUUUCUUUUAUCAAUUACUAAAAAUGAACCUGCAUAAAAAAACCAAAAAGGCUUUUUUGUAAAAGUGAAAUAUCUAGUGUUCCAGAUGGACAGGCCAGGGCACUUCAGACAAGGCAGUAUAAUUAUUUUUUCCAAUGAGCCUAGACCAUGUUUUGUAGUGAGACCAUCAGAAGCCUUUAUAAAUUACAUAAGCAAUUUCAUUGUAAUUUGUGGAAAGACUGAAAUAGGGCUGAACAAAUCUGUUUGAAUCUCUAAUUUUAUACUUUUCUUUUACCUGAUGAACUUGAUUUUUCUGUCCCUGAAUCGCCUUGUCAUAAUUGGACCCGUUGCUUUUCCUACCGCUUUUGAGUCCAUAGUUGAAGUCAUUCAAGUCUGAUAAUCUGUUUUUUAUAAAAAUAUCUAUUUUUGUCCAAAAAAAGGCUUACAUAUGUGAUUAUGGCUAAAUCAGAGGUAACUGGAAUGUAUAUACUUUUGCUAAUGUUCCAGGCACACUGCUAUACUAUCCAAAUUUUUAUUAUAACAAAUCUUUUGAAGCAGUUGGUGAUAGGUAUGGAAGGGGCUUCUCCCAGUUCUCCCACUAUAAUUAUCAUUCAGUGGAGAUCUGGGAGAAAUGCUUUCUCUGGGGCUGUUGUACGGUUUCCUUUCCAAAAAGAUCUCCAGCAUCUUUUAUUUUCAGUAGGCAUUCUUUACAAUUUGUAGUCAUUGAUGGGCAGGACUUCUUUCUGCUCUAUCCCCAUAGCCAUUGGUUAACAGCAAAAUUUGUCAGAGCAAAAAUAUUUAUUUUUUUGGGCAUCUUUUCAAAAAAUAAGGUAAAAAGCCUUAAUACAUUUUUAAGUUAAAUAUAAAUGUUUAAACCCAACAGUGUUGGUUUUUAGAUUUUAUACAAUACUUGGUUUUGGUUUCGUUUUGUUUGUUUUUUGGUGUAAAUAUGGCAUUUGCAAGCUGUGGUUCCAGUAGCGGGAGUUAAAUAUAUAUUAUUAAAGGAGACCUGUAGCAGUCAAAGAUUUUAUUGAUUUAAUGGAAAAUAAAGGAAAUUAAUUAAAAAAACAUUUUUGUUUUCCUGCUAUAAUUCUGCAUUAAGAUCACAUGAAAAUCAUGAUUCUAGAGUUUGGAAUGCAAAAUGAAUUGUUUUACCCACAAGUUGGGAAUAAUAAUAUUGAAAAUAAACACUAUAAUAUAGGUAUCAAAUUAUUACCUCCCCCUCUUUAUGUUGGAUUUCUUUUUUAUUAAAUUGAUAAAACUUUGUUCCCAUUGUAUUCAUAAUGUUCUGUUAUACAUAACAUUAAAAUAUUCAUUAAAAUCA